AUGACACGGACCAACAGUGCCGCGGUCGUCCCCUCGAAACAAUCACCUACAAUGCACGUCACCUCGGUUCCAUACUCGUCACCGGGAGAAGACGAACUGACCAUCCGCACCCGUGCCGUCGCCAUCAACCCUGCCGACCAUUUCAUUCAGGAACGAGGCCUCCUCCUGACCACCUACCCUGCAAUACUAGGCUGCGAUGUCGCAGGGGAAGUCGUGGAAGUCCACCCCAGCCUCACUUCCAAGUUCUCCGUCGGCGACCGUGUCAUUGGCGCCUCCACCCCGCUCCUGUUGAAGGACGGAGCGUACGCCUACUCCGGAUUCCAAGAGUACGUCGUCUUGAAGAUGCCGGCCAUCGCGCAUGUCCCAGCACGUCUCGAUUACAACGACGCAGUCGUCCUUCCUCUCGGCGUGUACACGGCGGCAAGUUGCAUCUUCGCUCCGGACAUCCUGGGGCUGGCGAUGCCUGCUGCGGGGCGUGACGCGGGCAAAAACAAAACCCUUCUUGUGUGGGGCGCGAGCAGCAGCGUCGGAAGCUGUGGUGUACAGCUGGCAGCGCUGGCCGGUUACGAUGUGGUUGCGGUUGCGAGCGCCAAAAACCAUGACAUGGUCAAGAGUCUCAGAGCAAAAGUGACCUUCGACCACAACAACCCCGCGGUCGUCGAUGAUAUUGUCGAAUUCUUGAAGGGAAAGGACGUGGUGGGUGCUUAUGAUGCCAUCUCCAAAGACUCGACGCUGGACAAAGUAUGCGAAAUCUUGGAUAGGUCCGACGCAAAGAUGAAGGUGGUUGCUUCCGUCAGACCUGGUGCUGAACAGAGCGCGACACACGGCGUCAAGGUGAUGACCAAUUCUGCGGCUGGCAAGGCAAGCAUCGGUUUGUCCAUCUGGCCAUGGUUGGAUCAAGCACUCAAGUCAGGAGACAUCAAGUGCAUGCCACCGCCAGAAGUGGUGGGCCAUGGGUUGGAAACCGUGCAACACGCGGUUGAUCUGAUGGGUCAAGGUGUCAGUGCAAAGAAAUUAAUUGUGACGAUAUAG
Exophiala oligosperma is the source of this 1032-nucleotide messenger RNA. RefSeq lists its product as uncharacterized. The record is from RefSeq and is a predicted model, not a curated record. Bases 1 to 1032 code for a protein of 343 amino acids. NCBI's taxonomy places the organism in Eukaryota, Fungi, Ascomycota, Eurotiomycetes, Chaetothyriales, Herpotrichiellaceae. Gene Ontology annotation, molecular function: oxidoreductase activity, acting on NAD(P)H. The transcript has a single exon.